ACGAAACCUCGCCCUAGAAAUGAAGGCUCAGCAAGCCCCGAUAAACAACUAAUGAGGGGUAUUUUCGUCUUUUCGCUUGGGGACACGAAAAGUUGAGUUACCAAAAUACCCUCAGUUGUUCCCUUAUAUAAUAGAGAUACAAAGAUGUUAACAAUACAAAGAUGCUAACGUAAAGUAACGUAAGAAAUCAAUGUCAUAUAUCAAUACUACCACUAACUUGCAUUCUUCAAUUCGAAGCACUAAUACCACUUAACGUAUGAAAUCAAUUCCAAGCACUAAUUAGGAAAUCAAUUCCAAGUAAUAUCUCAACAGAUUAAGAGCCAUAGAUCUGCAUCUAGUAUGAACUUAAACUGAGUAUGGGUGGCCACCAGUUCCAUGGAUCUUGAAAAAUGCUCCAUACACAAGGUAAAGAGGAGAGAAGAAAGAGGGUCCCCCUGUCUCAACCCUCCCCUCUUCUAGGUUGAAUAAGAGGAGAUGGAAGUCCAUUGAUCAGAAUUGAGUAUUGAGUUGUUGAAAGACAUGUCAUGACUAAGUGAACAAAAGAAGCAGGAAAACCUAACUCAAGCAUGACUUUCUUAAUAAAUUUCCAAUCUACAGUGUCAUAUGCCUUCCUCAAAUCUAGUUUCAUCAUGCAACUUGGUCUGACUUGCCCCCUAUUAUACUGUUUAAUGAUGUCUUGUUUAAUGAUGUCUUGACAGAGUAAUGUGGAGAAUAGACCUGCCAGCAAAAAAUGCCCCCUGAGUAGGGGAGAUAAUGUCGGGUUGAUAGAGUUUCUUGCACAUGAGUUUGGAGAUACAUUUGUAGUGAACUGAACAACAUGCUAUUGGUCUAAAAUCAUGAUAUUGGUCUAAAAUCACCGAUAGAAGCUAGCACAGUGAUUUUGGGAACAAGAGAAAUAGAUGUAACAUUGAUCUCUCUCAAAAUCCAUUUGUAGUGAACUGAACAACAUGCUAUUGGUCUAAAAUCCUAUUGGUCUAAAAUCACCGAUAGAAGCUAGCACAGUGAUUUUUGGAACAAGAGAUAUAGAUGUAACAUUGAUCUCUCUCAAAAUCCUUCAUGUCAAAAAGAAAUCAGCAAUGGCUAAGCAGAAAUCCUUUUUGAUGAUGGGUCAAGAAGCUUUAAAGAACAUACUAUUAAAGCCAUCAAGCUCAGGGGCUUUGGUUACUGGAAUUGCAUCCAAAACACUCUUAAUAUCUUUCUCUUGAAAAUUGCACUGAAGCAUAUCUCUGUGGACAUCAGUAAGCGUAGGGCCUUGGUCCACAAUGACAGUUUUUACAGAAGAUCUACCCACCAUAGUUUCACAGAAAAGAGAAGAGUAGAAUUGAGUGAAAGCCUCUUGCACACCUUUUGUGGAUUGAAUCCACUCACCAGAAACAUUGUGAAUAGAAUUAAUUCUAUUUUUCUUCCUUUUAUGCUUCAUACUCAUGUGAAACAGUUUGGAAUUUCAUCACCAAGCUCUAACCACUGUAUUUUAGCAGUUUGGUUUAGGAAGGAAAGAUAGUUGGUAUGAGCCUCUUUAUAUUUCUCACUAGCAAUCUUUUUAGCUGUAGCUAGUUCACUAUUAGUAGGGUCAUCAUGAAGCUUCUUUCGAGCCAAUAACAAAUCAUGGUGGUAUUUGAAGUUAGUAGACUCCACUGAAGUAAAACCAGUUCCGUUGUUCGCGAUCCACGUAUACCUUUAUAAGACUUUAAACAUGUGGCAACCAUGGACGGACUUGCCCCAAUUGUGUUGGACAGUGGUAGAAACCCAUCAGCAUUGGUCCACAUGUUGUAGACCUAAAAGGUUUCUUGUGUUGGGAGGUCUUGUAACAGCUCAAAAUCAUGGGGCAAUGAUCAUAGUGACCUUCGGGAAGAAAAGUAGCUUCUGCAGUUGGGAAAGCAUCCUCCCAAAGAGAGUUAGCUAAAACCCUAUCAAUUCUUGAGAACACUCUGUUUGUACCAUCUUGUCCUUGUUUUUUAGUCCAGAUAAACUGUCUACCAACAGUCUUAACUUCCGUAACUUAGACGCAGUCAUAUCGUUCCUCAUAGGCUGGAUUUCAGAGAACCUAACAGGGGCCUCAAUUCUAUCUUCCAUAGCCAUUAUAGAAUUAAAAUCCCCCAUUAUUUACCAAGGGCCAUUGAUUCUACGAGCUAGAGUAGCAAGAUCUUCCCACAACAACAAUCUUUCCUUCUUAUCAGUCAUGCCAUAUAUGAAUGUCCCAAAGAACUUUAGGUCAAAGGAGCAAUGUGAUAGUGAAUGAGUUGGGAACUCAUACAUCUGAUAUCAACCUCAAAAGCAUCUUGAUCCCAACCUAGAACAAUUCUUCCACUUGUAUUGUGACAAAGAUUGGUGGUAAAGCACCAACCUGGACACCGUAAGGUAAAAGUGUUCCCAUGUUGGAAACCUUUACCUUUUUCUCAACGAGACUAAACAAUUUUAUCCGGUGAGAAAGUAGAAUUGUCCUCACUUCCUAUUCUUUUGUUUCUCUUGUUCAGUCCUCUCACAUUCCAGCAAGCUAUAUUAUCCAUUAGACACAGGGGACUCCAACCUCUUGUCUAAUGAACCAACAUCAUCAAAACCAUCACCCUUUGGUGACAAGGAAGCCACUAUAUCAUCAUCCUCAUUUAGAAUCUGGAAGUUGUUCCUUGUUUGAAUUUGCCUCAGUUCCUGGCACUUCUGCUUACUGAAACCAGUAGCUAGCACAAACCCCUCUUCAUCAGGUGGGUUGGGGGCAUGAGUCUGUGGGCCAGUAACAGGAGCAACAACAACAAUAGAUGGUUUCAUCACCCUUGCCUUUUUGUAUCUAGUUUUCUUUUUGUUAUGAGUGCAGGUACCAACAUUGUGUCAUUGGACACAACGCAAGUUAAGGGAAGCCUGUUGAUCCACCACCACACCCUUCUUAUUCUAAAACUGGAUAGUAGUGGGAAAUUGCUGAUCCAUAUGCACAUCAACCAACACCUUGUCACACAUCAACUUAUCCCUCUUCAAGGUGGCUUGAUCAACGUUGAUUGGUUUGCCAAUCUUUCCUGCUAUCUUGUAGAGGCUCUUCUCCCCCCAAUACUCUAAACUAGGGAGUUUGAUCCAAAUGGGGUGGGUUUUGAUAGCUUCUUUAGCAAAGUUCACAUCAGGGGAUCAGGGUUUAAUAAUGAGGUGCUUGAAUGAAAAAAUUGAGGACUACCCUGCAGAACCUUCUCAUUGUUCUCCAUUAUCAAGAAACGAACCAAAUAGACCCCCUUCCCAAUCAGAGAAACCUUAUCUACCCCAAGCUUCCCCCAAAUGCGAUGAACAUAACCAUCAAUAACAUGUUGGGGUGGGUUUGCACCAAUGAUAUAACACACGAUAGAAGAUUGCCAAUUGUUCACCUCAUCAACAAUGUUGUCUAGUUCAAUCUAGACAGGGGGGACUAUUAAUGACAUUACUAGCAAUUCUCACAUCAGGAUGAACAUAAUGCAUUUCAAAAUGAUUCACAAUAUUAGCAAUCGAAGGGUGAUCAACAUUCAAACAACUCCCGCCAGAAUAUUGAAAGUGGGUUCGAACAUCCUUGCCCUGGCUGAGACCUUUGAUCCGGGCAUUAAAGUCAUUUCCUACAUUCAUUCGGUGUUGCAAUUCCCUCAAUGAAGAUUUCGGGGUGAGAAUCUGGUCCUCAAUCAGAAAUUCAUCAUCUAGUACAACAUUGGGGGACAAGGUAAUGGCAAUUGAAACCCUAAAAUGAACAAAGGAGCUAGCAGCAGAAGGUCAGAAGCAUUUAGAAGAGACAGUUGAGGCCGCAUUUCGGAUCUUAUAUGCAAUGAAUGAUGAGCUCUGCAGCCCAACCUUGUGGUCUACAACUACCUCUUAUCCUUCUGUCAUUCCUGGUACUAGUACUCCCAUUACUAUCACCGGUAAUGGGCAUAGUGAGGGUUCAAAUGGUGAUGUUUCAUUAGAUUCAACCCACCAAUUUUAUAUGGGUGGUGGCACUCUUGAACAAGCUCGUCUUCGUUAUAAAUCUUCUGUGGCUUCUCUUCGUGUUGUUCUCAAUGCCAUGCUUCAGAACCACAAGGAAGAUGUGGAUGGUUCUGUCUCGAAGGAAGAUGAAGCUGAAAUCGAAAAGUUAGAAGAUCAAGUAUCUAGUUUGAGGAUGCAUAUGGAUCUUGUACAUAAGAACAAGCACCUCAAGCAUCUCAUCGAUCAGUUACGAGAUCUUAUUACAGAUAUAUCAACUUGGCAAAGUCCUUGUUCUGUUGCAAGAUAGCUGGUUUUGAAGCAAAAUGCAUCAGCAAGUUCCGUACUUGUUUUUGUCAAAAGGGAGCUUCCAUCACAAUCUUUGCAAUAGUUAGAGGAAAUUGACUACUCCUGUCAACUUCGAAACAUUUAUUGACAGGAAUUGUGAAUGUUGCAACUCAUAUUGUUAUGUUUUGUCAGCAAUAAUUUUGAUUGAAGAAACCCCUUGUCAUGUACUAGGAGUAAACCAAAC
This is a messenger RNA of Spinacia oleracea (spinach), 4432 nucleotides long. RefSeq names its product mediator of RNA polymerase II transcription subunit 30. The transcript has 4 exons. The record is from RefSeq and is a predicted model, not a curated record. The coding region runs from base 3767 to 4210 and encodes 147 amino acids. Gene Ontology annotation, cellular component: mediator complex. Lineage: Eukaryota; Viridiplantae; Streptophyta; Magnoliopsida; Caryophyllales; Amaranthaceae.